Molecule: messenger RNA, 8920 nt
Organism: Cherax quadricarinatus
Lineage: Eukaryota; Metazoa; Arthropoda; Malacostraca; Decapoda; Parastacidae
Source: RefSeq, a predicted model, not a curated record
GACGUACGGGCAAGUGUCCUUACGCCUGGCGUCACAGUUCACCUAGCAGUAAAUAGGCAUCAGGGAGUUAAUCGGCCGUUGUUAGUCGCAUCCUUACCUUUUCUGGACGAUCAUGGGUUAAUAACCCCUCCCCAAAAGUCAAUAAUUAAAAGAAAAUCUUUUACACUUCGUCAGGGGAAUAUACUCGCAGAACAAUGUUAUUUCCUUAUAUAGAAGAGCAUAAAACAAAUAACUGACGCGAGCGAUGAACUCAUCGGCCAGUAACGUAUCUGUGAUAGUGAUACACAAUCAUCUCAAACAGAUUAAAUAAUCUUAAAAAAAAAACUAUUUUUUAAAGAUCAUAAACGAGUGAGUCUUAGAAUGACAUUUUUUACGGCAGUAAAUCCAUGCAUCAGGCUGUUGAAGCUGUGAGAGUGCCAGCUUGAGUGACCUUGCAUGAUACUUCAGAAAGGAAAUAAGGUGAAGAUGUUAUGAGCAGUGAGGUGCAGGUGACACCAGUCACGAGGACAGACUACUGGAGAUACACAUUUCAUAUCAUUUGAGAAGGGCAAGAAAAGAGUACGGUAUGGUAGAGGCCGCUGGAGCAAUGGCGAUGUUCGUGCUUCGGCUGGCGGGGAUCCUAUCACUCGAGAACUCAAUCAAGGAACAGGAGGCCAACCUCACCGACUCACAGAUCAGCCUCACCGACUCACAGAUCAACCUCACCGACUCACAUAUCAACCUCACCCAACCACACAUAAACCUCACCGAACCACACAUAAACCUCACCGAGUUACACAUCAACCUCACUAAUCCACACACAAACCUCACAAGUUUGAGGUUUAUUUCCAGUACCUCAAAUUUGUCCCGGUCCUCCCAAGAUGUGUUGCCUCACGUCAGUCUUACCGCUCCCUUGAGUCCUGUCGAGGGAGACUCAUUGUCUCUUGCAAUUUCUUCCCAACCCACAACCACACCUACUUUAGGGCCAACCACACCGACUCUAAGUACUGAUAGUAUUAAAUUAUCUAGAAUAAAGGAAUCGCAAACUGACAGUUUCUUAGAGCCCUCUAGUUCUCCUAGUCAUAAUGAAAUUAAAAUUUCAACUACCAGUACAAGUUCAUCGCACGAUCAAAAUAGCAAGGAAAACGAAGAAAUAGCAAAAGAUUCGAUAGAAAUGUUACCUAGUGCUAGUCCUCUGUCUAAUGUUCAAGAUUACGAUGGGGGUAGUGAAACAAAUAAAAAUGAGUCUCAACCCAUACACAAUUCUGACUCACGACCAAUUAGACAGUCAGAAGAACUAGAAAGGCGAGACCAUCAAGGAAUUAUUUUGCAGGAAGUACAAGACAGUGUCAGAAGUCUUGGCCAUGAGGAUGUUGGUGAUGCUGGUGAGGAUAAUCGAGGAAGAGCGACGCCGGGGAGGAGUUCAGAGACGUCGGCUGUUGCAAAAACAAAAGUGAGAAAGAAAGAGACGACACAGAAAGGAAGAAGCGACGCAGGACGUGUUAUAGCUUCCAACGCAGGAGGAAAUGUAUCUGGAGGUGUGAAGACAGUAGGACAUAAUCAUGCGACAAACUCCCCUCCUACGGUUGCGCCCGCACCCACACCCACACCGUCAGCGAGAUCACGCCUACGUCUUGAGGCUUUGGUUGAAGACGAUGACAUGUCAGGGCUGAUCGAUGCUCCCAGGCUUGCUGAUACACAGAGAUUCGCUGAUCUCGAGGCCCCAGCCGAAGGCUUUAUUGAAAGCGAUUUAGAGUACUACGAUUUUGGGACUUAUCAACAGAUAGUGACUCCAAAUCCUACGCUGUCUUCACUGAGUUUGGUUAGUGCUGUGCCAGUCAGGCCUCCAUCAAGACCCCCAGAAUCUCGCAGACAACAUAGGACAAGAAAACCUGCUCCGGCUAGACCAAGGAAAGUGCCCCCAGGCAGACCAGUACGCCCAGUGCAUCACCAGCGACCCCCUUUGAGGAACAACCCUUAUCCAUAUGGCCCUAAAAUACUGCCCGGACCAUACGCACCUCUCGCACAUAAUUUACCAACCGCUAGAGAGAACGGGGAGGAGUACAAUUAUGAGGAGGACUUGGAAUACUACUACGACCCCGAAGACAACGAGGAGUCCAAGUAUGAAGUGCAGACUAGGGAGCCGCCUGUUCUCUUCGUCUUCGACAAGCCUGGUUAUUCCCCAGAGCCUCCCACCACGAUGGUCCCCCCCACGCGAGCACCUACACCCAGUGACCCGUGGGACUGUAUACCGCGGUGCCCCAGGUACACUAACUGGAUGAGUUUGGAUACGAUGUGCGCUGUAUCCGGAACACCGGCACACCGUCAUGAUUUUUACAAUUUUAUUGGUGAGCUUGAGGAUACUUUUUGGUGUCCAAGAUACUUCUAUGGUCUCAACGAUCAAGGAUUGGUGCUCAACUUGACGGUGCCCUUCAUGACGCAGAUUAAAUUUGGCAAACAUCCUGGUGUGUUGGAAGAGACCAAUGACUAUACCGUUUCCCUCUAUGUUCAGCCCAGCUACUACCAGCACAGUGACCUCCCCACACCCAUCAGCAAUGAGGUUCUGGUAGAUGAACUAGAGUCAAAGACUGUGUUUGUGCACAGCUUUGAAGCAAAUGUGUGGGAUGUUACAGAGAGCUUUCUGCAAGAGAAGGUUCAGACCCUGAUGGAGCAACUUAGACACAAUGGUGAGGCUUUCCUCGAUCGCUACUACUACCUUGCCUCCUACAGUAGACCAGAGUUAUAUCAAAGGGUAUAUUAUGAGAUAUGGAUCUACGCGACCAACUUCCGUGAUCCUCAGACUAAUGUGAAGUCUUCAAACUACAACAGAAAGCCACAAACAAACAAGAUCACACAGAAGACUCUCAAUAAACUCUGCAGAGGGGUGGAAUGUCCCAAAUUUGAGGUGCUGAGAACCUAUAAAUAUGGUAUCCAGAAGAGGCGCUACUACCAUGGGCUGUUUGCUUCCACUUCCCCCAGAGAGUGUGAGUUCACUACUAUGAGUGUCUGGAAAGGUUUCAUGCCACUUCACUUAUACAAGCAUGGUGUGAACUCACACAUGGAAGUGAUCGAGGCAACACGGCCCAUAGCUCUGGUGCACAUUAGGGAUUCCACCGACCCUGAUACUGAGUGCCCACAGAAUCUCACCAUGUCCCUCUACCUUCCACAGCGACUCCACUCCAACCCUCCAGUAACUGGAUAUGCUGCACCCUCUGUACACAUCACAGACUUAGAUGAUGUAAUUGUGUAUGCAUACACUGUUGGAGGUUAUCUCUUGGACCCUAUACGAGUACGCAAGGAGCUGUCAGACAUGAAGUAUAGAUUAUCUGAGUUUGGGGCCUGCUACAAGGAUGAUGAGCAUUAUGUCGUUAUAUACGAUUUCAUUGUUCGAUACCAUGGACGUCAGAAUGAAAUCUGGAUAGUGGCAGAGAAUUGCAAAGCAACACACAAUGGUUAACAAUAGGUUAUUGGUAAAAUCUUUAACUAGUUUUUAACAGACCUAAACAAUGGUAGACUAUACAAAUGCAAAGGAUGUGAUAUCUUUAACAAGGUUUACAGUAUGUGUGUGUACUUUUUUAAAAUGGGUUUUUAGUACAGCUGUAACAUAAUAAUAAAUCAGCUUCUCAUUAGAAUCAGAAAUAAAGAACAAGCUUUAAUCUCAUGUAAAUAUUAUAAUUAAUAAAGAUGUUUUUUAUGAUAACUAAUUAAGCAUACCUUUAGUGAAUAUUUAUUAUAAGGCACACUUGCCUGACCAAUUGAACUAGAGUGAAAUAUGAGUGUGACAUAAAAAUUUGAUAAUUGAAUGGUUGAGGACACAGGUUUGGAGAGUCAUUGAUUUAUUGUGUCUGGACUUUUGGAAGGAUGGCUAAGGAAUGAGUGAUGGCAAUUAUAUUAUUCCCUCUGGGUCACCUUGCCUGAUGGGGAGUGGCUGGUUUGUAAAAAAAAAAAUUCUGAUUUGGUGUUAAGUGAUGUAUUAUGUAGACUAAUGAGCAUUGUAUGUAUAAUAAAGGAGAAUUUUUAUUCAGUGUUUCCUAAUGAAAUCUCUUGUUCAUACACUUCAUGGAAACAUGGGUGCAAUAGGUGAAGCUGUAGUAGAUGCAAGAUACUAAGUAACUAUUAAAUGCACAUUUGACCAUAGAUUUCUUAAGAAACUGUGCAUAGGAAUACAGGUAUACUCUAGGGUACCAUGAAGGCUGCUGCUUAUGUCACCCUACUGAACAGUGGGAAACACUGCAUUUUAUAUAUAAUAAUAAAUUAAUAUAUUUCUUGAAAGAAUGUGAAUUGUUGUACUAUGUAUAGUAUUGUUAUUAAGUGCUGAACUUGUUGGGAUCACAUAAAGCAUGGGGAAUGAGAGGUAAUCAUAAUUGAUCUUGGAAAGGAAGGGUAACUCAAAUUCCUUGGAUCAGUAGCCCUUCAACAGCAUCCAGGCACUUUCCUUGAAGCACUUUAAUAGAGACAUGCCUCGGUGGGAGACAGCCGACUUGUUGAAAAAAAAAAAAUGACAUGUAACUAUGCUCCAUUUAUUAUUCAGUAAAUGAAAUUAAGGGGUUGGAAUGUGAUAACAGACUGAGCAUAGGGAAGUGAUCAUCAAGUAUUAAAUGUGACUAUUGUGGUUUGAUAUAUGAUCACAAGAAUAUUUCUUACACUGUUUGUCAUAAAGAACCUAGAUAGGAAAUGUCUGAACACAAUUCUUUUAACUGGAACAUUCCAAGAAGAACUCUAAGAGAGUUACAAUUAUUACAAUCAUCACUAGGUGCUAAACCCACAAGGGUCAUACAGUAAGACAGUUACAAGACUUUUCAACACUUAUUAUCUAAUUGGAGCUGUUUCAGUAUUGUUUUGAAAAUUUACAGGUAAAUUUUUAACGCUGCUGCUCUCAAUAUUAGUACAUUUGAUUACUAUUUCAUAUUUAAAUUAAACUUCAUGCAUCAGUACAUAUGCAUAUACUUGACUGCAUGUGGCUUUACUAAAAAGCUACUAGGAUAUGCAUAAAGUAGGAUAAUAAAAGGGAUGAGAUAUACUGGUACAUAUAUUUAUGAGAGGAAAGUAAUGAUUUGUACAUACUGUAUUGCUUUUUGUAAUUUGUACUGUAGUCACUUCUCAAACAGUUUAUCACUAAGCAAUGUCUACUAUGGUUAUACAGAAAUUAAACCAAUAUAUACAGGAAGUCUUAUACAAGAAGCAUAUACAAUAUAAACUUUAUUUGCAAAAAAAAUACGCUAUUUUACUCUAAAACAGCAAAAGUAUCACAGAAAAGCUCAACAUUUAAACAUAAAUGUACAGUGGACCCCCGCAUAACGAUUACCUCCGAAUGCGACCAAUUAUGUAAGUGUAUUUAUGUAAGUGCGUUUGUACGUGUAUGUUUGGGGGUCUGAAAUGGACUAAUCUACUUCACAAUAUUUCUUAUGGGAACAAAUUCGGUCAGUACUGGCACCUGAACAUACUUCUGGAGUGAAAAAAUAUCGUUAACCGGGGGUCCACUGUAUUUAGUGUGAUAAGAGUGAAUUUGCAAGCAUGGUACCCUAUGUGUUUAUUUGAUGGUUAUUGAUAAAAUACUCUAAUGUAUCAGUAGUACUGCAAAUAAUGUAUACAGUACUAAGAUACAUACAGAAAAUAGGGGUAGAUGUACAGUAUACCCUGAUGAGAACAGAAAGCCUGUAAUUGACCUAAUGAGUUACUGUCAAGUGUGAGGUUACAUCCACAUGACCACUCCACCAGAUACUGAUAAGAAUCAGUAGCUCAUAACCUAACUGAGCAUGCAAUUCACAUCUGCAGCAUAACAAGAUUCUGAAAUACAUAAUGCUCGGUAAUGAAUUAUAUGAUGUAAGUGUGAUUUUUUUACUUAUGAGAUAUGUUAUCUAGAAAGAAUUACAAAUACAGUACAUACGUAUGUAUGCUUGUAAAAGAACUAAGUUGAAAGUGAAAAUAAAGAGCAAGGUGAGAAGACUAUGAACACAUGGCAAGGAAAAAUUGGACUUCAACUUGGGAAACAGAGUAUGAGAAAGUGAAUUUACUGUAUGUAGAUACUUGAGAGUUGGUGGUGUUGCGAGUCAUAGAAUAUACGAGGGAAAGAAGCUGGAACUUUGAGGAGUAUGUAGAGUAAAAGGAAGAAUGUGGAGUAAAAGGGAAAACGUGGAGCAAAAGGAAAAAUGUGAAGCAAAUGGAAAAAUGUUUCAGGGUAUAGUGGUGAUAACACAUUUGUAUGGGUGUGAUGCAUAAUCUUUGAAUGCUACAGUGAAGAGAAGACUGGAGGUAGUAAUGUAUCUCUGAUCAUUGUGUUGCAUAAAUAUUAUGUAGAGAGGUGGGAAGCGCUGACAUGCAAUCAGGAGGACAAGUUGAGAUGUGAUUUGGAGGAUCAUUUCAAUUGUAAUGCCCAUGCAUUUCUAGUAAGACAACUAUUGAAUGAGUGAUGGUAAAUGCAUUUUCCUUUUUCAGUCACCCUACCUUGGUGGGAAACAUCUCAUGUGGUAAAAAAUAUAUAUGUAUAUACUAUGUUAGUCUAAUAAAUAGACUAACAAUACAUAAAUUAAGGAACAGAGAUUAGAAAUAUGCAGUCGUACACUUUCAAAAUCCUGUACAUUGUUAAGAAUGGCCAUGUAAAUAGCUUUCAAUUCUGUUCAUAAUAAAGGUAGUGGCUAUUUCAGUUAUAGAUAUCAUUGUAAUAAUUAUCAUGUGCUGUUAUCAAGGUGCAUCCCUGGAGUAUAUUUGGGAGAGCAUUUCAGGGAUCAACGUCCCCACGGCUCAGUCUGUGACCAGGCUGCCUGGUGGAUCAGGGUCUGAUCAACCAGGCUGUUACUGCUGGCUGCACUCAAACUGACAUACAAACCACAGCCAGGCUGAUCAGGUACUGAUUUUAGGUGUCUGUCCAGUACCUUCUUGAAGACAGUCAGGGAUCUAUUGAUAAUCCCCCUUAUGUAUUCUGGGAGGCAGUUGAACAGUCUUGGGCCCCUGACACUUACUGUGUUGUCCCUUAGCAUAAUUGUGGAGCCCCUGCUUUUCAUUUGGGGGAUGUUGCAUCCCUGUCAAGUCUUUUGCUUUUGUAGGGAGUGAUUUUCAUGUGCAAAUUUGGGACUAGUCCCUCUAGGAUUUUCCAAGUGUAUAUUAUCAUAUAGUAUCUUUCUCGCCUGCAUUCCAGGCAAUACAAAUCAAGGGACUUCAACUGUUCCCAGAAGUUUAGGUGUUUUAUCAUAUUUAUGCAUGCCAUGAAAGUUCUCUGUACAUUCUCCAGGUCUGCAGUUUCACCUGCCUUGAAAGGGGCCAUUAGUAUACAGCAAUAUUACAGCCUAGAGGUGUGGAUGUAACUAGGGUGUUAUGUAUGCAAGUCUGAUGUUUUUAUACUUUUAUUGUAUUAAUUAUUAGAAGUGAAAUGACACCAGUCUGCUUCAUCAGUUUGCUUCACAAACUGUUUAACUUUAUACAGCAUUCAAACAUACACACACACACAUACACUUGAACAUACUAUACAUGAAGCAAAGAAGUAAAGUUGAUUUUAUAUACAGUAUUGUACUAUAUUGUAUACAUGUUAAAGAAAUAUUACAGAUUAAUCGGAAAACCUAAGGAGAAAAGUAAUUUUUUAAGGCAUUGUAAUGUACACUGAACAUUAAAUACUUCUGUUAAAUACUUCUCAAUGAUGACAUCUCUUAAGUAGUCAACAGUAUAAUGAACUAAUCUAGGUAGCAUAAUAGGCAACCAAUUCAUGUUUAUUUUUACAUUUUAUAUUUUCAAAUAUUUUUUUACAGACAGUGAAACUUUAACGUAAGGGACUAACAGGAGCAAGAAAGGGUCCUAUAAUGCCAAUUGUGGAGUAAAGCUGAAUGAUGAGGUUGUUAUCCAUGGUAAUAACAGUAAUGAGCAAUUAUAAUAAUAAUACAUUCAUUUCUUUUCUGCAGUAUACAGGAAAUGUAGUUUACAUGUAAUAAAAUAUUGUAGGCACAAAAGAUUUAUUAGACUUUGUUCACUGAAUUCUGAAUCAAUUUACCCAACAGACUAUAACAAUACCAAAUAAUUUUGGAUUUAACGAACUUUGACCGAUGUUCAUGGCCUUUGUCCAGACAAAUUGAAGUUCUAUCUGUAUACCGAGAUAUUCAUGUGUCAUGCAUAUAUACUUAAAUAGCUGAAACAGUUUAGAUUUCUAUUUUUAGCUUGUAUAUUUAACAACACCCUGCCUCGGUGGGAGACGGCCGACUUGUUGAAAAAAAAAAAAAAAAAUAACAAGUACCUGUAAUUUAUAUUAUAUACAAAUUGUAGUAAUGUACAAAUAUUUUAGGAUUUUUAAUUUUUUUUUAUGUAUACAGUACAAUAUAAGCAAAUUUUCCUGCAUUAUUGUAUAAGGGACAACUAGGUGCCACAAAUACAAUCAUAUCAGCAUGUAAAAUUUUUUACCAUUUCCAUAGCAAUACAGUAGUAGAUCAUGGAUUAUCCAGCCCCUUCAGGUGGGAGGGAAGUUGCUCCAGAUUUUCAACUCUGCCAAAUGAUCAUACCAUAUUUUAUGUCCUUUUGUUUUACAUAUAAAUUUUUUUAUGAUGAUGAUUCUGAUGAUGUUGAAGGCUGACAUCAGUGAUCUAUUUUACUAUAAUCAAAUCAAACCAAAUAAAAAAAUUAUUUCUUUGCAAAGGUUACAAUGUGUGUUUACAUUUCAUAAUUUGAUCAGUACUGUACAAAGAAAGCCACUAUCAUGCCGAGGCAUUUCAGGCAGACUUAACCUAAUACUUAAAGACUACUUAAGUCUAGACAGGUGAAGAGUGAUAGAUUACAAAUAUUCAAUAUUUUAUUCGAAAGGUGUAAACUUUGUGUGGACUUUCUUCAAACUUUUUAAGUACAAUGCUACUUAUUAAAAAUGUUGCUAAGUAGAUUGCACGAAUUGUUUUUAGUGUACAUUGCUAAUGGAUAAAUAGUAUAGUACUGUACAAUAGUAUGUAAUAAAUAAAGACCUCAACAUCUG